Messenger RNA from Juglans microcarpa x Juglans regia, 847 nucleotides. RefSeq lists its product as uncharacterized. The transcript has 3 exons. The record is from RefSeq and is a predicted model, not a curated record. The coding region runs from base 240 to 572 and encodes 110 amino acids. Lineage: Eukaryota; Viridiplantae; Streptophyta; Magnoliopsida; Fagales; Juglandaceae.
UUGGUUUGCUGUGAGGGGCUAUGGGUUUUACUUUGUAGCAGAAAAUUCGAUUUUUACUUGAGGAAGGUUCUGGCCGUGAGGGCUUGUUGGCGUAAGCGGGGAAAUUUUGUGGAGGAAAGAGAGAAUUUAUAGGUGAAGAUUCCGGCGUGUAAGUCGGUUACAAGUUAGAAAACUAUCAGGCUAAGAAAUUACCCUAGAGAAGAUGGCGGCGUGAAGGAAGGAGAAGAAUAGGGUUGGAAAUGAGCUCUGAGGCAUUGCAGGCUGCAAAGGUGUAUCGGCAACUUCUCAAGGCUGUAAAGAAGCACAUUGCACAGGAAGACAGCAAGAGGCACUUCAAGGAAUAUGUAACUGAGGAGUUCCGCAAGAAUUGUGCACUAUCGGACUUCUUGUCUAUUCGGCAGAAAAUCAAGCUUGCCAAUGACUACACCUUUCUUCUUAAUAGUGUCCACCAUCACAAGGACCUACUGUUCUCAUACAACAUUGCUGUGGAUAGAUCGGAUGAAAUGAAGAGAAUACUUGGAAAAUCUGCUGCAAGCGUGGGUCUUCAGCUUCCAGAGGUUUAUCAGCCUUGAUUCAUGGUUGUUUUCCAUGCCAUUCAUUUCCUGAACAUAAUUGCCCUUUGUACUGUGAUUUUUUUGGUUGUAGCAGGUUGCAACCAAGUCAAACCUAAGGUUGUAUACCCUCUUUUCUCAUCUUGAGACAAACUAGCUUAGCUUUUUCGCUUAAGCUGGAUGCUGGAAUAAUGGUAUUUACUGCCAUAUAUAAACUCUUAUAUUAUUGGAAAAUAGGGAUAGAGGUAAUCUGAAACCCACUUUUCCUGAGAUCAUCAUUUAAAUUAUUUUGGUUA